This is a messenger RNA of Sinocyclocheilus anshuiensis, 1399 nucleotides long. RefSeq names its product B-cell receptor CD22-like. The transcript has 8 exons. Gene Ontology annotation, cellular component: external side of plasma membrane. The record is from RefSeq and is a predicted model, not a curated record. Gene Ontology annotation, biological process: immune response; cell surface receptor signaling pathway. The annotation marks the transcript as partial. NCBI's taxonomy places the organism in Eukaryota, Metazoa, Chordata, Actinopteri, Cypriniformes, Cyprinidae. Gene Ontology annotation, molecular function: transmembrane signaling receptor activity.
AUGGAGCUCAGUCAACUUCCUCUUGUGCUCUACAUUAUUUUCUUUGUGAAUCAUUAUCAUUUUACAGAAAGACCAAAAGCCAAAGUGAGGAUUAAACCUGCUCAGCAUGUAUUCAAAGGAGAGACAGUCACUCUCAGAUGUGACAUUGAUGGUGAAGGAGUCACUGGCUGGCAGUACAGCUGGUAUAAAGACGGUUCAAACAGUGUUUUCAGUGAACUACAGGAACACACAUUCAGGUCUGUUACUGAGUCUGAUGCAGAUAAAUACUCCUGUUAUGGAGCAGAGAGAGGAGGAUCACGAACAUCAAACAUCAGUGAUGCAGUUACACUGAAAGUAUCAGACAGACCCCAGGCAGUUUUAAUUGUUUCUUCACAGAAGUGGUUGACUGAAGGGGAUCCAGUGACUCUGAUCUGUGAGGUUUAUGGCUCCUCUACAGGCUGGACAUUCAGCUGGUACACUCUAACUGCUUCUUCAGAAAGCAGCAAUCAUUAUCAGCUGCUCUCAGACAGCAGCAGAGGAGCUGGAGGAAACUACAAUGUCAGUUAUGCUGCUCUAAAUCACACAGGAGUGUAUGUGUGCAGAGCAGAGAGAGGAAAACCAGCCUAUAAAACAACCUACAGCAACAAACUGCCACUAUGGGUCACUGGUGUUUCUCCUCCAGUCUCUCUGAUCAUCAGUCCCAGCAGAACUCAACACUUCCCAUUGGUCUCUCUCACUCUGAGCUGUGAGGACCAGAGUAACUCUGAUAGAUGGAGAGUGAGAAGAUACACAGGGAGUGGACAGUGGGAAGAUUGUUCAUCAUUACGCUGGGCAUCACAAACAGGAUCUACAUGUACAAUCAGCUCCACCAUCACAUCAGACACUGGAGUGUACUGGUGUCAGUCUGAAUCUGGAGAGAACAGUCAUCCUGUUAAUAUCACUGUACACUUUGGUGUGAUUCUGGAGAGUCCUGUUCAUCCUGUGACUGAAGGAGAUACUCUGACUCUACGCUGUUUAUAUCAACAUUCAACCCCACCAAACCUCAGAGCUGAUUUCUAUAAAGAUGGAUCACUCAUCCAGAAUCAAACUACAGAGAUGAUCAUCUCUACUGUCUCAAAGUCACAUGAGGGUUUCUACUACUGCAAACACCCAGAGAGAGGAGAGUCACCCAAGAGCUGGAUCUCAGUCAGAGCUUCCCCCAGAACAUCUGGAUCUGAUGGUCUCUGUCUGAUGAUAGCUGGAGUGACUGCAGGACUGACUGUCACAUUUUUGAUCAUUGUCUUCUUAGUCCUGCCGUGGUGCUACAGAAACAACAAAGGUGUAAGAUCUCAGUCUCGCUCUAGUGUCAGUCAACAGCAGAAAAGCAGUCAGACAUCAGAGCAGAACCAGAGUGACGCGGGAAACAACACACUGCUGUCUG